CGUCGCUCAACUAUCACGCAAGCGGUACACAGAACGCUCCACGGUGCUCCGGAAACCCUUAAAGAUCGUCGAUCAUCCUAACACUUUCUUCACAACUCCACAAUGGUCGAGGAGAAUAAUAGCUCAACGCCCGAUAAUGCCAUGUGGACAAUACAAGGUCGAGAGCGUCCCAGUGCUUCCCAGAGGUUGCACAACCUUACUUCAGCCACAUCCUCGCCAUUGGCAUCCUCCAGCCUGCCCUUGCCACAGAAUAUAUUCACUAAUCCCGCCAUCCAGCCCUCCAGUGUGAUCAACUUGUCGCACUCCACCGAUGUGGUUAUUGGACCCAUGACCCAAUACCAGGGACCGGUAUCUAUUUACUAUAUGGAUGCCAGUAUGGAGGCACACGCCAUGCAAACCGCAGCCGGAAUCAACAGCAAUGGAAUCGGUAAUGCCAAUCGUAGCCGCGAUAGUUCCCCAUCCAAGCGACUGACCAGAAACACCAUCCUACUGAUUACCCUGAUCUUACUGGUCCUGGCCACCGGACUGAUUGUGCUCUACGUGGAACUCAAUCGACCCAAGCCGGAGUUGCCCAGCAACAAGGCCAUCUACUUCGGCAACACCUACGACCACGACACGUUUCCGAAUCUAGGAAACGGACACCUGGUCAUCGACCGAGAGCAGUGGGGAGCAGCCAAGACCACUCCUGCCCUGACCAUUCCCCUGAAGAGGCCCAUACCCUAUGUCCUGAUCACACACAUCGGAGUGCAGUCGUUGCCCUGCGAAAACAUCUACAAGUGCUCCAUUAAAAUGCGAACCAUUCAGGAUUCGGCGAUUGCGGAAAAGAGUUUGCCGGACAUUCAAUCAAAUUUUUAUGUCUCCGAUGAGGGGAACAUCUAUGUGGGCCGCGGCUGGGACUGGGCCAACACGUAUGCCAACCAGACACUGGCCGUUACCUUUAUGGGCGACUACGGUCGCUUCCAGCCCUCCGCCAAACAGCUGGAGGGCGUCCAAUUCCUGUUGGCCCAUGCCGUGGCCAACGGAGCCUUGGAGGUGGACUACAAGCUAGUGGCUCAGAAUCAGACCAGAACUAGCAAAAGCCCGGGAGCCUAUGUCUAUCGAGAGAUCCGUAAGUGGCCGCACUUCUACGGCUGCGGCAUGGACGAUGGGCCGGCAUGUGGCGUAGAACUGGGAAUGAAACCGGAAUCGUGGGAUGCCAAGCAAUAGCAUUUGACUUUUUACCACCAAUGUGUAUCCGAGCACAAAUUAUAUUUAGUAUAUGUACUAAA
Drosophila bipectinata is the source of this 1268-nucleotide messenger RNA. RefSeq names its product Peptidoglycan recognition protein LA (gene PGRP-LA). Gene Ontology annotation, biological process: peptidoglycan catabolic process. The record is from RefSeq and is a predicted model, not a curated record. NCBI's taxonomy places the organism in Eukaryota, Metazoa, Arthropoda, Insecta, Diptera, Drosophilidae. Gene Ontology annotation, molecular function: N-acetylmuramoyl-L-alanine amidase activity; zinc ion binding.